AACAUAAUUGUAAACGCUAUUUUCUAACUAAAAAAGAAACUAUGUGUCGAAAUGUAGGUACUUAGAAAAGUGACUUAAAUGCUCAGGAUAUCAGAAUGUGGAAAAUAAUACAUGACGGCGGUUAUUCCACUGAGCCGAUUGAACUGCGAGAAUUAAAACUGCAACUAGCUAAUAACUCCUGUAAAUGCAAAUUAUGUGCUGUUCAUAACCCAUCCUUGGAAUCGGACUUAGGGUUUAGUUGUUACGACAAAGAAGUGCAGGUUACAAAUAGCAGAGGGAGUUUAGACCGCUGCUCUCAAGUAUUGCAUCAUAAGAAAUCUCUUGCCAAAGGAAACUCUUUUUACCAGGAUGAAUUUUGUCCCGGAUGCCGCAUGGCUAUGAGUCUAAUACGCAAUGUCUACCCAAAAGUACUUAAAGACGAAGAAUCCGAAAUAAAACCAGAAAUGACUAAGUCUGAUAAAUCGAUAGAAAGGUCCGUUAGUUUAGCUGAAAAAUCCACUUCGACGUUAGAUAAACUGACAUGUGAUCAUUCCAAAAUAUCCUUAAGCGACAUAAAAAGUGAAUAUUCUUCGGAUAAAUCAACUAUCUUUAUAGGGAAACGGAACAAUGAUAAGGUGACUUUUGAAGAAAUACCUGUAGGAAUACCAAAAAAAUACCCGGUAAUGUCUCGUAAUUGUCAUUGCAUGGAUAACUUUGUAAAUAGUAUCAGACCACCGCUGGCUAAAGAUUUCAUGCGUUUUUAGUUCGUGGAAAACGUGGUGAACGUUCCUUGUUUGAUAAUGCAAAUUCACUGUAAAAUGUAAUUAUACAUAAUUUCAAUGAGUAUAAUCGAAUUCACAAUCAAUAGGAACACACACAAAUGUCAAUAUUAAAUAGUUUUAGAUUGUUAUAGUUUUACUAGACCAUAAAAUGUUAUCAAAAAGCUUAUCCAGCUUAAGCACUUGAUCUUCCUCGGUCCGGUCAACUGUACAAUGGAUAAAAAAAAUGUUCCAUAGUUCGGUAAACUGUACCAUGGAUAACUUCUUUUAUCCAUAGUCCGGUUGACCGGACCACUGAACCGCAGUACAGGUAAAAGAU
Pararge aegeria (speckled wood butterfly) is the source of this 1077-nucleotide messenger RNA. RefSeq lists its product as uncharacterized. The record is from RefSeq and is a predicted model, not a curated record. Bases 96 to 743 code for a protein of 215 amino acids. NCBI's taxonomy places the organism in Eukaryota, Metazoa, Arthropoda, Insecta, Lepidoptera, Nymphalidae. The transcript has a single exon.